Drosophila hydei is the source of this 1981-nucleotide messenger RNA. RefSeq names its product lysine--tRNA ligase (gene LysRS). Gene Ontology annotation, cellular component: cytoplasm; aminoacyl-tRNA synthetase multienzyme complex; mitochondrion. The record is from RefSeq and is a predicted model, not a curated record. NCBI's taxonomy places the organism in Eukaryota, Metazoa, Arthropoda, Insecta, Diptera, Drosophilidae. Bases 91 to 1926 code for a protein of 611 amino acids. Gene Ontology annotation, biological process: lysyl-tRNA aminoacylation. The transcript is spliced from 4 exons. Gene Ontology annotation, molecular function: ATP binding; tRNA binding; lysine-tRNA ligase activity.
CUGUGAGGUUAAGUUGAACUGCUUAGUUGGUAGAAAGCGGCUGAUAGAUAAGUUAAAAAUAGGAUAAUUUAUAACAAUAACGUCUGCAAAAUGAUAGCACGAAAGAUAGUAAGACAGUUAAUGUAUAUGUCAUCACUAAAACAACCAAUGGUGACAGCUACGAGAAUAUACCAUGUGACCAACAUGCAGCUGGUCCCAAGCAAGCGAACAAAACUUGAGCUGAAACGUCGUCUGAAAGCGGAACAGAAGGCCAAGGAAAAGGCUGAGAAGGAGGCAACUCGCUUAGCUACUGAGACUCCAGAAGCCGGUCAAAAGAAAAAAUCUUCCGCUGAGUUGGAAGAGGAUAUCUCUCCCAAUGAAUACUUUAAGCUCAGAUCAGCUGCCGUCGCUGAUUUAAAGCAAACAUCUGAAAACCAUCCGUAUCCACACAAAUUCCAUGUCAGCCUUUCCCUUGAAAAGUUUAUUGAGCAAUAUGCCCAGCUCAACGAUGGCGAGACUCUCGACCAGGUCAAUUUGAGUGUUGCUGGACGUAUUCACGCCAUUCGUGAGUCCGGGGCUAAGCUCAUUUUUUACGAUUUGCGCGGUGAGGGCGUCAAGUUGCAAGUAAUGGCCAGUGCUAAAUCAUACAAAAGUGAAGCGGCCUUUGAACAAGACACGGCCAAGCUGCGCCGUGGCGAUAUUAUUGGUGUCAAUGGUCAUCCCGGCAAGACCAAGAAGGGAGAACUAUCCAUUAUGCCCACUGAGCUUAAACUCCUCUCCCCCUGUUUGCACAUGCUGCCCCAUCUGCACUUUGGGCUCAAAGACAAGGAGACGCGCUACCGCCAGCGCUAUCUUGACCUAAUACUAAACAACAAAGUGCGUGAAAAUUUCCAGAUUCGCGCAAAGAUAAUAUCAUAUGUCCGCCAAUUUCUAGAUCGCAUGGGCUUCCUUGAGAUUGAGACACCAAUGAUGAACAUGAUUGCUGGUGGCGCCACAGCCAAGCCCUUCGUCACGCAUCACAACGAACUUAAAAUGGAUUUGUUUAUGCGUAUAGCACCAGAGUUGUAUCACAAAAUGGUCGUCGUUGGCGGUCUGGAUCGGGUUUACGAGAUUGGUCGCCAGUUCCGCAACGAGGGCAUCGAUUUGACCCACAAUCCUGAAUUCACCACUUGCGAAUUUUACAUGGCAUAUGCCGAUUAUUAUGAUUUGAUUGAGAUUACUGAGCAAAUGAUAUCUGGUAUGGUUAUGGCCAUUCACGGCUCCUACAAAAUUAAAUACCAUCCUGAUGGUCCCGAGGGUGUCGAGCAAGAGAUUGACUUUACGCCACCAUUCAAGCGUGUUUCGAUGAUCAAGACUCUCGAGGAGACUCUGCAGGUCAAGUUUCCAUCAGCGGACACAUUCAACAGUCCGGCUACCAACGAAUUUCUGUCCCAAUUGUGUGCUAAACAUCAGGUGGAGUGUCCAGCGCCACGCACCACCGCCCGUCUUCUAGACAAACUGGUCGGCGAAUUCAUUGAAGAGACAUGCCUUAAUCCGACAUUCAUUUGCGAGCAUCCGCAAAUAAUGUCCCCGUUAGCCAAGUACCAUCGAAGUGUGCCUGGGCUCACAGAGCGUUUUGAACUCUUUGUGGCCAAAAAAGAGGUGUGCAAUGCGUACACAGAACUAAACGAUCCCGUGGUGCAGCGCGAACGUUUCGAGCAACAAGCUGGCGACAAAGCCGCUGGUGAUGACGAAGCUCAAAUGGUUGAUGAGAACUUCUGUACAGCGCUAGAAUAUGGUCUACCACCCACCGGUGGCUGGGGUAUGGGCAUUGAUCGAUUAGCCAUGUUCCUGACCGACUCAAACAACAUUAAGGAGGUGCUGUUAUUCCCUGCCAUGAAACCUGAGGAAGCGAAUCGCACACCCGCAGCUAAUGCAGCCGAUAUAAAGCAGUCCGCCCAACAAUAGACGAGCCUUAAUUUAACCAGUUACAAAACCACACACACAUGUGUGCUCCACUUCU